Alexandromys fortis (reed vole) is the source of this 6867-nucleotide messenger RNA. RefSeq names its product zinc finger protein 239-like. Lineage: Eukaryota; Metazoa; Chordata; Mammalia; Rodentia; Cricetidae. The record is from RefSeq and is a predicted model, not a curated record. Bases 1 to 1011 code for a protein of 336 amino acids. Gene Ontology annotation, molecular function: RNA polymerase II cis-regulatory region sequence-specific DNA binding; DNA-binding transcription factor activity, RNA polymerase II-specific. Gene Ontology annotation, biological process: regulation of transcription by RNA polymerase II. The transcript has a single exon.
AUGGAACUUGCGGCGCCAGAGGCAGGUAGGGAGAAUCCAGAUGGGGCAAAGCUACUGGGAAACCGGACGUCAAAAUUCCCGGGAGCCCUCGAGUCGCCCCUCGAUCGCGAGGCUGAGCUGCAUGAGCGCCCUCUCCUGGCGCGGCCGGAGCAAGCCGCUGGGGAAAAGUUGCUGGUCCAGCAGUACCUAUGUAGGUCAGGCUCGGGCGCUGAGCAAGAAGCCUUUGCCAAGACCGAUGAUCCUGCAGUCCCCAAAGCUUUCAGGUGCCGGAAUUGUGGGCUGACUGUGGCCAGCCUCUCUGACCUCAUUCACCAUCAAAGCAGCCAUGGGUGUGACCGACCUUUCAGCUGUCCAGAGUGUGACAAAAGCUUCCGGCGUGGCUCAGACCUGGUUAAGCACUACAGAGUGCACACUGGUGAAAAACCCUACCCCUGUCCAGAAUGUGGCCGUUGCUUCAGCCUCAGCUCUAAUCUCACUAAACAUAGGCGUUCUCAUUCCGGUCUCCGGCCUCAUAAGUGCAUGGAGUGCGGAGAGGCUUUUGGCCGCAGUGCUGACCUAGCGAAGCACCAGCGGGUACACACUGGGGAGAAGCCCUAUGCUUGUGCUGAGUGUGGUAAGGCUUUCAGGGUUAGCUCCAACCUCAUCCAGCACCAGCGCACUCACACUGGCGAGAAACCCUACCGCUGUGGACUCUGUGGCAAGAGUUUCAGUCUGAGCUCUAACCUUUUACAGCACCAGCGCUGUCACACGGGUGAGAAACCCUACUUCUGUGUCUGGUGUGGAAUCAGCUUUGGGCGCAGUUCCUAUCUGCUGGAACACCAGCGUUCACACACUGGGGAGAAGCCCUACAAUUGCUGCGAGUGUGGCAAGAACUUCACCAACAGCUCUAACUGCCUGAGGCACCAGCGCACUCACAAUGGAGAACCGCCUUUCAGGUGUCUGGAGUGUGGGCGUGGCUUCAGUGAGAGCACCAUGUUCAUUGAACACCAGCGCAUCCACUUGAGCAAAUGACCGACCUUUCCAGAGUGUGGCAAAAUCUUACACCACAGUUGUAUUAAUGUUCACACAUUAGAAGUGUCCUGGUGGCAGCUAGUAUUUUGUGGACAACACCAGCAUAUCCACACAGGCCAAAGACCUCACAUUUGCAGCAAGUGUGCCAGGAGCCUCAGGCAGGUUUCCCACUUGCCACUUGUGUACCAGGUGGUGCACAGUAGCAAGGAGACUUACAUCUGCCUGUAAUGUGGCGAGGCCUUUGCCCGUAACUCCCAAUCCUGUCUAACACCAAUGGAUUACCAGGACGGGAGCUUCUGCAUAUAUCCCUGGCUUCAAUUUUAAUCCAAAUUUUAUUUCUGGGGUUGGUCCAGUCCUGAGAAGCCUGAAGGAACAAGGAUUUUUUUUUUUUUGUAAACAAACCUCUUCUGCAUCCCUAAGGUGGUUUAAUUAAUGGCUGAUAAUAGGGUUCAAUAUUGCCAUUUGGAUUGAGACAGGAACCCCAGGCUAGAAGAACAUAGCACUAGAGCUGUGACUACUACCUUCAAAGAGACAAGAUUUAAAAAAAAAAAAAAAAAAAGGUUCUAUUCUGUGAGGUUAUGUCCAAAAUGUUCAUUAGCUAGAGGGGAGUUUUUGUUUUUAGGUAUCCAGAGCCACAUAAUCCCCACCCAGCUGCUUUGAGAUAGGUUAACCAUAACAAAAGCAACAAUUACUUUUUCCCAGAGGAAGAGGACUUACAAGCCAGGCAAAGUUCCUGUUGAGCACUAUAGUAGAAGAGGUUGAAGGUAAACCAGAGGGGAUCAUAAAGAAGGCUAUGUUCUAGUUAAAGGACCAAAGAAUUUGAAUUUGGGAUUGUUACAUAAACUCUGGGUGUAGGAUCCCAUUCAAAGAACUAUUAUCACUUAGUAACUAUCUUUACCGUUCACACUAAGAUAGUGGGAAAUGAGGUCAAAACAAAGAAAUAGACUUUUGAGUUCAGGAUGCUUUAUGGUAUUUCUAGGUAUGGGACAAGGCCCAAGAUUUGUCAUCUGACCUUUUCCUAGUCCUUAAUGCCUUCCCUCAAAUAAUUCCCCUCACUCAUUCCUCCCCACCACAUCCCACACACACUUCCUCAGUCCCCUCUGGAAGAAUAGUGAAGACUUCUGAACUUUUGAGAUUACGCAGCCUUUUUGCCUGACACAGAAGCAGGUUGCUCACCCAAAUGUAUUUCUAUUGCUAAAAUUAGUGUAUUUGAGAGUUGGGAAGUUUUCCAAAGCAUUGCAUAAUCAUUAAUCAGAUGAUUAUGUCCAAGCAGAUGCAGUCUGAACAGUUUCCUGAGAGGCAUGGACUAACCUUUUAAGGUGUUUUCUGUUUCAAGGACUGACUAGCUCCUUUGUGACAGUCCACUUUCACCCUUAACUGCAAACUCCUUGUCCCCUGCCCUCCAGCUCUGCUGCAUCUAGAACUGGGUCUAUAUAGAAUAAGAGGCUAAAGAGGAACAAUGUCAAGUGACCCAGCCUCAGUUUCUAAGUGUCCAGGUUUGUCUCUUCCUAGCUGUAUGGCCCAUCACCUCUUCUGGGUCUCAGUUGCUUCUGUGAAACAUGCAGUCUAGCUCACCAGGCUGUGAAGAGUCCAUGAAUAUACUUUCAUGAAGUACCUGCUUAGGAAAUGGCUCAGUAAGCCUCAGUUCUCAAGUCUGGAGUCCUGUUGGUUAUGUCAUUCAGAAAGCAUCAUGGCAGCUCACAAAUCAGCUUCUGAGAUUUCAGGAAUGAAUUAGACACUCCUGGAGUAGACUAUUGUCCCAUAAAGGCAAUGUCGCCUGGAGCAAAUCUGAAAGGCAUGACUCAGGCGAUGUCUAAUAAAGAGCCCUGGCUCCUCAAGCUGGGUAGAAGAAACUUACUCCAAGCAGGAGUAAGUAAUUAAAGAAAUUCUGGAUGUGUUCCCAUCACUAGUACUUUAAAGAACACAACCCAAAGUUUGAGUUGAGUACCUGAGCUUAGCACAUACAUAAUUGGCACUCAAUAAAUAGCUCUGAUUGGGUUCUGUUUAUACUGCUUCCUAUUUUCUUUGGCUCCCUUAAAGUGAGAGAGUAAAUAUUUUACCUAUACGUGUGUGUGUGUGUGUGUGUGUGUGUUAAGCACAUGGCACAGGUGAGCAUGGAAGGCUGCCUUUUCACAUUAGAGCAGACAAUCACUGGACCUACUAUCUGAACUGUAGCACUAAUAAUAAAAAGCCAGAGACAAAUAUUGGGGUUCAACCUAAAAACCAGAAAAGCAAAACAGCCAAGCCACUAGAGAAGUCUUACCUAUACUAAGGCUGGGUGACCGCAGACUAAGCAGGUUAAACAGACUGAGCCUCUCUCUCCUCCCAUUUUAUAUUCCUUCUAGGACUGGAAUUAAAGGUGUGAGCCACCACCACUCGUAUUUGUUUCUGCAUUGAUCUUGUGUAGCCCAGAGUGACCUUGAACUCACAGAGAUUCAUCUGCCUCUGUCUCCCAAAUCCUGAGAUUAAAGGUGUGUGCCACCGCUGCCUGACCUCUAGUGGCUUAGCUUUGCCCUUCUGAUCUUUAGGCAAGCUUUAUUUAUUAAGACAUAAAUAAAAUAUCACUAUAUUCCCCUUUUUGUCUAAAAUAAAAGGCUAUAACUAAGAAAAACUAUAUAUAGUAUGUAAAAUAACUAUAUACAAUAUAUACAGACAAUAAGUACAACAAUGUCCAUUUGUUUGACAAAUUCAGAGGAAAUACUGCAUAUCUUCCCUAUCUUGGUGAGUCCAAAGUCUUGUACCUAAUUUACUUUCUAUCUUGCUUUCUCUGUUAAACAAGGAAAACUAUAUCUAGUCUUCAACUUCCUCAGAGACCCAAGAAGGAAAUAAUAUUAACUGAGUAAGCAGGAAGUACAAGCAAGCAACCUCCAAAAGUGUAAUGACAGAAACAGCUGCUGGCUGGGCAGUCGCCCAGAGUUCCUCUGCAAACUUGGGGCAUCCAUCUUUGGCCUACAGGCCUAGCAUAUCCAACAGAUGUUUCUGUGGCAGUCGAGAGAAGGGCAUUUUCUUGUCCCGCUGCUUGCUUUUGCCACAAAGAAAAACUCCAUGUGGAAUUUCUUUGAUGCCCAUUAUCUUCUCUGAAGUAGAUUGGUGCUUCCAGGAGUAGACAUGUCUCAUUAUCAAAAAAAGAAGAACCUAGGUUAUUAAAACAUCUUAAAUGCCAUAUUCUGUAGAUCUCUGAAGUGUUUGAAGAUAACCUGUCUAUCUAAAAUCCAUCUUUGUUUGACCUUGAAAACAUACCUAAUGUGACUACAAGUUUGAUUAUUAUUAUCAAAUAAUAAUACUAACCUGCAUUUUCUUAUUAUCCUUAACAGUUGGUAAUAAUAAUUUUCAAGGACUAGAAAUUUGCAUUACAUUGUUAAAUAAGUUAUAUAGGUACAAUACCUUGAUCAAGAGUAGAAAUGUUUGUACAAUAUAUUCUAACAAAAUUAAUCUCAAUAUACAAAAUUUGUAUACAAUAUAUAAAAGUCCAAUAUAAAACAUUUAAAACUUAAAAAAUAGCUUCAAUAAUCUGCCCUUUUAUCCUAUCAUCCGUAUCCCCCUUUUUUUCUUUUCAAAACAAGAACCUUGGAUCUAAUUUCCUUUAACUUUUUCCUGGCCAUUACCACUAAUAACUUGUAACUAACCCCCUAAACAAUGACAAAUAUAAAUAAUCCAUUGAAUGACCAAAAACCACCCACCCCACUCUUGAAAAUGUGGACCUCAUAUUCUUAAAUUUACUUCCUGCUUUCUGGGGGUGAUGGUAUCUUUAGGGGAUCCUGAAAAGAAAAAUUUGGAUUAAUUGUCAAGUCCUGGGAGAGGUAGCUGUAUCAUUUGUUGUCCAGUCUCUGCAUCUUUAGGUGGUGUUUUUUAGCUUAGUGUUAUAAUAGUCCUGGAGGAAUCGUCAUUGUGGGGCCCCAUCCUCCUUUUUGGGAUUUCAAAGGUUGCUAUUAGGUGUGAUCAUGGUUCACUGCAGAAAACUGAUAGAGACUCAAACCCCAAAUCAUGUAUAGGAAGGUAGGUGAGACUUUUUUUCUAGAACUAAUUGGUACUCUAUAUGACCAUUAAUACCAUGAAUAAAUGUUUAAUAUAUAUAUUAAUUUUGUAACUCUUAUACCUUAAGAAAAGCUUUCAAAGGGUAAAUACAAAACCAAAGGAUUAUGAGAUUAGUAGCAAUAAAAUAGUUCUUAAAUUUUUGUUUUUCUUCUGUCCCAUAUCAGGUGGCUCUUCUGACAUGAGACAGAGAUUUUUGAAUUUCACUUUAACAAGCGUGCUUGGGUUUGAAGAAGGAGAGAGUUGCACUUCAACUCCAAAGCCAGCUUUAACCUUUAGUUGGACUGGGACUACAAAAAGACCAUUUGUAUUAUAUGUCUGUAGAGAACAGCAGAAACAAACAUUUGGGAAGAUUUAUGAAAUUUUACCCUUUUGGAAAUGUGACAUGCCAAUAGGCCUAUUUACUCUUUUUCUUGUGACAUUUUUUUUUAUGGAUGAUUUGUCCUUUCUCUUCAGAUGUCUCAUUUGUCCAGUGGUCUUCAGAUUCCUUAGUUGGAUGCCUUUAUUCUCCUGAAAAGACAGAAACAAUACCCUUCCCAAUCCUAACUUUGGGGAGAUUCUCUUUUGGCAAGUUAUAUCUGAUCAAAUGAAAAGCUUUUGUUAGUUUUAUAGGUUAGUUCAGAUUAAAAGGCCAUGAUAUUUGAUGAACUGUUAUCCCUUCUAUUUACAAAGUGUCUCUUGUUCAAAUAGAAACUUUAUCAAUUCCAAUGGUAUCCAUAGCUUUUCUUCUCUUGUGGAAACAAAAGCAAAACCCCUUCCCCAACAUAGCACAUGAUCCAGUUUCCAUUCUGAGGUCAGUACAACUUUAAAGUAAAUCAGCUGAUUUAAUUCUGUAGUUUUUUCUACUAUCCAUUGUCUCUCCACAGCUGUUGUUCCUUUCUCAUUAGUGUUUAGAAAAUUCAAAGUUAAUAAAGCAUUAUGCAAUCUAUUUCUGGGAGUAUUUAUCAUCCCUUUUUGUUUAUCUAACAUAUCCUUUAGAGUUUGAUUUGAUCUUUCUAUAACUGCCUGUCCUGUAGAACUAAUAUACCUGUAAUAUGCUUUAUUUUAUAAUAAGCAAAAAAACUCUUUCGUUUACUUAGAGACAUAUGCUGGAACAUUGUCUGUCUUUAUUUGUGCAAGUAUACCCAGGAUGGCUAUAACUUCUACCCAAUGUGUGAUUACUGAAACAGCCUUUUCCAAACUCAAAGCAGUUGCCCAUUGAAAACCUGAAUAGGUAUCAAUAGUGUCAUGUACAUAUUUUAGUUUUCCAAAUUCUACAAAAUGGAACACAUCCAUCUGCCAGAUUUUAUACCUUUGAGUAUCCUUUGGGUUACAUCCUGUUUACAUACUGGUGUUUGGUUGUACAAAGAAUAAGUAGGACAUUUCCUUAUAAUCUCCUUGGUUUGUUGCCAUGUAAUGGAAAAGUCCUUUUUAAACCUUUGCUAUUGAUAUAAUGUUUUUCUUAAAUUCUGAGGCCUUAAGCACAUUUCCAAUCAAUAAUUGAUCAAUUUCUGCAUUACCUGGUUCUAGAGGACCUGGCAGAAAUGUAUAGGGAUUGGAUUGUGUUAUGUAUAUGGGAUGAUGCCUAUUCCUGAUUAUAGCUUGUACUUGAAUAAAUAUAUUUCUACUCUUAUUUAUACACACACAGAGAGUGUAACAAAAUUGACUUUAAAUUUGUAUCAAAUAGACCAAAAUCCAUACUAAUGUAAAGUGUAACAUAUCCCCCUUCUUUCUUUCUUUCUUUCUUUCUUUCUUUCUUUCUUUCUUUCUUUUUUAAAUUGACUGUGACCAUUAACCAUUUAUAACCAACCCUUUUAAAAUGAAAUAAACAUUUGUAAACAAUCA